Molecule: messenger RNA, 1197 nt
Organism: Nannospalax galili (Upper Galilee mountains blind mole rat)
Lineage: Eukaryota; Metazoa; Chordata; Mammalia; Rodentia; Spalacidae
Gene: Nphs2
Product: NPHS2 stomatin family member, podocin
Exons: 8
Coding region: 52-1197 (381 amino acids)
Cellular component (GO): plasma membrane
Source: RefSeq, a predicted model, not a curated record
CUACCAGCACCUUGCUCUGCGGCUGGCCGCUGCUGCCCCGCCACUCUGAGCAUGGAAAGGAGGGCACGGAGCUCCUCCCGAGAGGCCCAAGGGAGAGGCGGCAGGUCCUCUUCAAGGGAGGACAAGAAGGGGAAGACCGAGAGAGGCAGCCGCGGGCGCCGGGAUGCUGGGUCAGAGCGGCGGAGCUCCGGGAGGACUAGGACCCUGGGGGAGCCCCGAGCCCCCGCAGGCACUGUAGUGGACGUGGAUGAUGUUCGGGGCUCUGGUGAGGAGGGCACCGAAGUGGUGGCGAUGCUGGAGAGCGAGAGGCCAGAGGAAGGUACCAAGUCUUCUGGUUUAGGGGCCUGUGAGUGGCUUCUUGUUCUCACAUCCUUCCUCUUCAUCAUCAUAACUUUCCCAUUGUCCAUCUGGUUCUGCAUAAAGGUUGUAAAAGAAUAUGAAAGGGUAAUUAUAUUUCGACUGGGACAUCUGCUUCCUGGGAGAGCCAAAGGCCCUGGUCUGUUCUUCUUUUUGCCCUGUCUGGACACCUACCACAAGGUUGACCUUCGUCUCCAGACCUUAGAGAUACCUUUUCAUGAGGUGGUGACCAAAGACAUGUUUAUAAUGGAGGUAGAUGCUGUCUGCUACUACCGCAUGGAGAAUGCCUCUCUUCUUCUAAGCAGUCUUGCUCAUGUGUCCAAAGCCAUCCAGUUCCUGGUACAAACCACUAUGAAGCGCCUCCUGGCACAUCGAUCCCUCACUGAAAUUCUUCUAGAGAGGAAAAGUAUUGCCCAAGACGUAAAGGUUGCCUUGGAUUCAGUGACCUGUGUUUGGGGCAUCAAAGUGGAGAGAACCGAAAUUAAGGAUGUGAGGCUGCCAGCUGGGCUUCAGCACUCUCUUGCUGUGGAAGCUGAAGCACAAAGACAGGCCAAAGUGCGGAUGAUCGCUGCAGAAGGGGAAAAGGCCGCUUCUGAGUCCCUGAGGAUGGCAGCUGAGAUUCUGUCGGGCACCCCGGCGGCUGUUCAGCUUCGAUACCUACACACCCUUCAGUCACUGUCCACAGAGAAGCCGUCCACUGUGGUUUUACCUUUACCAUUUGACAUGCUAAAUCUCCUGUCUUCUCCCAGCAACAGAGCUCAAGGAAGCAUUCACUACCCCAAUUCUUUCAAACCUGUUGAGUCACUAAAUCCCAAAAAGAAAGACUCUCCCAUGCUGUAG